AUGGGUAAUAACCAACAUAAAAGUAAAUCUGAAACAGAACCAAGCGAUUUGUACAAAGCAUCUCUGAGUGGUGAUGUGGAAACAGUACGUAGAAUUUUACAUUUCUGUAGGUAUGAUCAGUUGAACAUACUGGAACCGAAUGGCGAUACAGCACUUCAUGCAGCCUGUCGUCAAGGACAUCAUCUGAUUGUCUAUCUUCUAUUACAAGCAGAUGCUUGUCGUGAUCUUCUCAAUACCCAUACAGAAAAAACAGCGUACGAAGAGGCAGCUAACGAUGAAAUUCGUUCCUUAUUCUGUCGUAGCAAAGUCGAACGUAUAAUACGAUUCUAUGCAGUCGGUUAUGAUGCAAUUGAGAUGGCUCUCAUAUCAGAUGCUGAGUAUGAGGCUAACAGAAAUACUCUGAAGAACCAAGCUGUAAUUACAAGUUUAGAUGAUGCAAAACGAUCACGUUACAUGGCACGAUUUAAUAAAUCACCAGCAAUACUUCGUAGUAUAAUAAAAGCAAUGAACGAACGUCGAAGUGUUGAACUAUUUCAAAAUACUCUUAAUGAAGUAGAAAAUAUUCGAAAAAAAGAAAAAUAUGAUGAUUAUUUCAAUCGAUUUAUCCACGAAAAAGAUCUCAAUGCCCUACUGCAUUUAUAUACAUUCAGUGAUCUCUUUAAAGCUAUACGCAAACAUGCUGAUGCCUACUGUACACUUAUCUAUUUGAAUUUAGUAUCUCUGUCCGAACGAGCUUAUCAAGGUUCAAGUUAUCGUGGUAUAACAAUGACUAAACCUGAUAUUGCUCGAUAUUAUUAUUCGUUCAAGACAAAAGGCUCUGUAGUCGAGAUGCGUAAUUUUUCAUCGACUUCGAAACAAAAAUCAGCAGCAGUCAUGUUUUCUGGAUUUGGCGACAGAUUGGAUUUUGGAUUUCACAGUGUCUUAUUUAUCUAUGAAUUUUCAGAACGCUGUCCAACUGCUAUAGAUUUGAGUCGCAUAAAUAUUAAAUUGCCGUGUAUAUCGGAAUAUGAAAAUGAAGAAGAAGUUUUGAUUUUACCUUACACAUUAUUUCAAGUAAUCAAUGUUCGUGAAGAGACGGAGACGCAACCAUUUACAAUUCAUUUACUGAAUAUACACGUACCAAAAUCAUCGUUGUUAUCCUUUAUAACGGGAGAUAUUAAUUAG
Rotaria sordida is the source of this 1164-nucleotide messenger RNA. The record is from the annotation of a GenBank genome assembly. Lineage: Eukaryota; Metazoa; Rotifera; Eurotatoria; Philodinida; Philodinidae.